Messenger RNA from Helobdella robusta, 630 nucleotides. RefSeq lists its product as hypothetical. Lineage: Eukaryota; Metazoa; Annelida; Clitellata; Rhynchobdellida; Glossiphoniidae. The record is from RefSeq and is a predicted model, not a curated record. Bases 1 to 630 code for a protein of 209 amino acids. The transcript is spliced from 3 exons.
AUGUUAAAAAAGUCUAAGAAGAGUUGUAUUCUUAACCCAUCUGCAUCUUCGAGUUCAUUCCUCCUGGCCGUCAUUUUGUUUCUCGUCUGCCAAACCGCAACAGCUGAAGAAUCAUUCUGCCCGCGAAACUUUAUCUUCACCGAUAACACGACCAACUCGACAUUUCCAUGCGCUGUUGGAAACAACAUCUCUUUCAACGCAACCAGCAAAACUGAUUGUUGUCUUGUUUGUUUGACCUACGGACUGGUGAACUGCUUGGCGGGGAAUUAUUAUCCGGCAGACGGCAGGUGUGAAAUUUUUGAAGUCUGGUCGGAUGCAUCUGUUGCAAAUCCUAAUUGUACAAGCUUCAGGAAAACAGGAUUAUGUCGGCCAGGAUUCACGUACAUACCAGCUUUCAAAACUUGUUUGAUGCUCCUGAAACCAUCAUACACCUGGGAAGGCGGGCUGGCCGCGUGUUCGAACCUGGGACCCACCACUUACAUGGUCAGUGUGGAGACUACAAACAAGGCAGCUAAUAUCAGCAAGCGGAUCAACCAACAGGUCAUCACCAACCAGUUGGACCUUCUAUUGGUUCGGUCCUUUCAGUACGACGACAGUGAUGUUAAACAAUGUGCCCUGGUCAUUAGGUGA